Messenger RNA from Ochotona curzoniae (black-lipped pika), 6342 nucleotides. It is a transcript of the gene ATG2A, whose product is annotated as autophagy related 2A. Gene Ontology annotation, molecular function: phosphatidylinositol-3-phosphate binding. The transcript is spliced from 41 exons. Bases 93 to 5954 code for a protein of 1953 amino acids. Gene Ontology annotation, biological process: autophagy of mitochondrion; reticulophagy; piecemeal microautophagy of the nucleus. The record is from RefSeq and is a predicted model, not a curated record. Lineage: Eukaryota; Metazoa; Chordata; Mammalia; Lagomorpha; Ochotonidae. Gene Ontology annotation, cellular component: phagophore assembly site; extrinsic component of membrane.
GGGGGCUCUAGUGAACAGCGCCGCCGGGAAAGGAUCACCCGCGGGCCGGCGGGCAGGCAAGCGGAGGCGGCCCGGGCCCGGCGGUCUCCGAGAUGUCACGAUGGCUGUGGCCAUGGUCCAACUGUGUGAAAGAGCGGGUCUGCCGCUACUUGCUGCACCACUAUCUGGGGCACUUCUUCCAAGAACACCUCAGUCUCGACCAGCUCAGCCUCGAUCUGUACCGGGGCAGCGUUGCCCUGCGGGACAUCCACCUGGAGACCUGGUCGGUGAAUGAGGUGCUGGAGUCCAUGGAGUCGCCGCUGGAGCUGGUGGAAGGCUUCGUGGGCUCCAUCGAAGUAGCCGUGCCCUGGGCUGCCCUGCUCACCGACCACUGCACGGUGCGCGUGGCUGGCCUCCAGCUCACCCUGCAGCCCCGCCAGAGCCCAGGGCCAGUGGCUGCUGACUCCCAGAGCUGGGCCUCCUGCAUGACCUCCAGCCUGCAGCUGGCUCAGGAGUGUCUGCGGGAUGGGCUGCCAGAGCCCUCCGAGGCCCCGCAGCCCCUCGAGGGGCUGGAGAUGUUUGCCCAGACCAUUGAGACUGUGCUGCGGAGGAUCAAAGUGACCUUUUUGGAUACAGUGGUGAGAGUGGAGCACUCGCCGGGGGACAGGCCACGAGGGGUGGCUGUGGAGGUCCACGUGCAAAGACUAGAGUACUGCGAUGAGGCUGUGCGGGACCCAAGCCAGGCGCCACCAGUGGACGUGCACCAGCCGCCCGCCUUCCUGCACAAGCUGCUACAGCUGGCUGGCGUCCGCCUGCACUUGGAGGAGCUGCAGUCCCAGGAGGACCCGCCAGAGCCCCCCGUGCAGAUCGGCAGCUGCUCAGGGUACAUGGAACUGGUGGUGAAGCUAAAACAGAAUGAGGCCUUCCCAGGCCCCAAGUUGGAGGUGGCAGGACAGCUGGGCUGCCUGCACCUGCUCCUGACACCGCAGCAGCUCCAGCAGCUUCAGGAACUGCUCAGCGCCAUGAGCCUGACAGACGCCGAUGGCCUGGCCGACAAGCUGAACAAGAGCCGGCCGCUGGGUGCGGAAGACCUGUGGCUCAUUGAGCAGGAUCUGAACCAGCAGCUGCAGGCAGGCACUGUGGCCGAGCCCCUCAGCCCAGACCCCCUCAGCAACCCCCUCCUCAACCUAGAAAGCACUGACCUCUUCUUCUCCAUGGCCGGCCUCACGAGCAGCGUGGCCUCGGCCGUGUCUGAGCUCUCUCUCUCCGACGUGGACCUGAGCUCCUCUGUGCACAGCCAUGUGGCUUCCCGCCGGGCGUCUGUCCAGGCCUCCCGGGCCGGCAAGACAGCUGCCACUGCUGCCACCACGCCUCUCCCUGACACCAUGCGCCCCGACUCACUGCUGAAGAUGACUUUGGGGGGCCUGACCCUGACCCUGCUGCAGACCGCUGCCCCGUCUUCCGGACCACCUGACCUCGCUACCCACUUUUUUACUGAGUUCGAUGCUGCCAAGGAUGGGCCCGUUGGCUCCCGUGACUUCCACUACUUGCGGCCACGCUUCCAAAGGGCUUGUCCCUGCAGCCACGUCCGGCUGACAGGUGCUGCCGUGCAGCUGACCUGGGAGCUGCGGACAGGCAGCCGAGGCCGCCGGACAAACAGCACGGACAUGCACUUUGGGCAGCUGGAGGUGUUGGAAUGCCUGUGGCCCAGGGGCGCUUCAGAGCCCGAGUACACAGAGAUCCUGGGCUUUCCCAGCAAACUGGGCUCCCAGGCCUCAGCGCGGCCUUCUGCUCACCUACGCCACACACAGACCCUGCGCCGUGUGCCCAAGAGCCGGCCCCGGCGCUCUGUAACCUGCCAUUGCCACUCAGAGCUGGCCUUGGACCUGGACGAUUUCCAGUCGGACCUGGAACUUGGGGCCCUGGACCGGCUCACUGCCCUGCUGCGACUGGCCACCACACCCCCUGAGCCACCAGCUGCCGCCUCCAGCCUGCUGACGGAGCCCCCGCAGAUGGAACAGCAGACAGUGUUCCGGCUGUCAGCACCUCGGGCCACGCUGCGCCUCCACUUCCCCAUUGCUGACCUGCGGCCCGAGAGGGACCCCUGGUCGGGCCGGGCCGUGCGGCCUGAGCAGCUGCGCUUGGAGCUGGCUGAGCCCCAGUUCCGCUCAGAGCUUAGCAGUGGGCCCGGCCCUCCAGAGCCCACACGCCUGGAGCUCACCUGUUCCGACUUGCACGGUAUAUACGAAGAUGGAGAGAAACCACCUGUCCCCUGUCUGCGAGUCUCCAAAGUCCUGGACCCCAAGAGCACCGGGCGCAAGUACUUCCUGCCCCAGGUAGUGGUGACCUUGAACCCCCAGGCCAGCAGCACACAGUGGGAGGCAGCCACGGACAAGGGGGAGGACCUGGAGCUGUCCACUGAGAGCCCCUGCGAGCUCCGUGAACCAGAGCCUUCUCCCUUCUCCUCCAAGAGGACCAUGUACGAGACAGAGGAGAUGGUGAUCCCGGGGGACGCUGAGGAGAUGAGAACGUUCCAGAGUCGCACCCUCGCAAUGUCCCGCUGCACCCUGGAAGUGACCCUGCCCAGCGCCCACGUCUUCCUGCCCAGCAAGGAGGCCUAUGAGAGCAUCUACAACAGGAUCAACAAUGACCUGCUCAUGUGGGAGCCUGCGGCCUUGUUCCCCACCCCCUGCCCCGCUGCCCAGCCCCGUGGCUGCCCCAGCCCCUCUUCCAGCUCCUGGCAAGACACCUUCAAGAUGUGCAAGUCGGCCUUCAAGCUGGGCCCCACCUCCACCCACCCUGGUCUCACCCCAGACUCAGACUCGGACGAUGAGGAAGCCCCCUUCUUCUCUGUGGGGGCCUCCUCGGGAGCCCCCCAGCAGCCGCCAGCUGCUGAGCCCUCAGGCCCUGCUCGCUCCCAGAGUGCCCUGUCUACCCUCGUGACGGUGCUGAAGGGGCGUGUAACAGCCCUGUGUGAGGCCAAGGAUGAGAGCGGCGGGCGGCUGGAGGCGGCACAUGGGGAGCUGGUGCUGGACGUGGAGCAAGGCACCAUUUUCAACGUGUCGCAGUACCACGGCCAGUCCGGGCUUGGCUACUUCUGUCUGGAAGCCGAAAAGGCCACGCUGUACCACCGAGCGGUCGUUGAUGACUAUGUGCUGCCUGGUCACCUGGAGCUGCCCACCUCCCCUCCCCCGGCCCAGCUGGCCCCCACCAUCUACCCCUCGGAAGAAGGGGUGAUUGAGCAGGGUGCCUCAGGCCGUCAGGGCCAGGGCCCCCACAUGCUGUCCACGGCUGUGCGCAUCCAGCUAGAUCCCCAACGCAAUGUCAAGGAGUUUCUGGUGACUCUGCGACUUCACAGAGCCACCCUGCGCCACUACAUGGCUCUGCCUGAACAGAGCUGGCACUCACAGCUGCUGGAGUUCCUGGAUGUGCUGGACGACCCUGUGCUCGGCUAUCUGCCCCCGACGGUCAUCACCAUCCUGCACACGCACCUGUUCUCCUGCGCCGUGGACUACAGGCCUCUGUACCUCCCCGUGCGAGUCCUCGUCACCGCUGAAUCGUUCACCCUGUCCAGCAACAUCAUCAUGGACACCUCCACCUUUCUGCUCAGGUUUAUCCUUGACGACUCGGCCUUGUACCUGUCAGACAAGUGUGAUGUGGAGAGCCCGGAUCUGCGGCGAGAUUACGUCUGCGUCCUGGACGUGGACCUGCUGGAACUUGUGAUCAAAACCUGGAAGGGUAGCACCGAGGGGAAAUUGAGCCAGCCGCUAUUCGAGCUGCGCUGCUCCAACAACGUGCUGCAUGUGCACAGCUGCGCCGACUCGUGCGCCCUGCUGGUCAGUCUGCUGCAGUAUGUACUGAGCGCGGGCGACCUGCACCCCCCACCCCGGCCCCCCAGCCCCACGGAGAUCGCCGGUCAGAAGCUCUCCGAGAGCCCAGCCUCCCUGCCCCUGUGCCCCCCAGUGGAGACGGCCCUCAUCAACCAGCGGGACUUGGCCGACGCCCUCCUGGACACGGAGCGCAGCCUGCGGGAACUGGCCCAGCCUGCAGGUAGUGCCCUGUUCCAGGCCUCGCCCGUCUCCGUCUACUUGUUCCCAGGGGAGCGGAAUGGGACCCAGCCCCCUUCACCACCUGCCGGGACCUGUCCUGGCAGCUUUGGGUCCCAGCCUGAGGUAAAGGAAGAUGAAACAGAAGAGGAGGGGCAAGCGGACACAGUGGACAGCGAUGAGUUCUGCAUCCUGGAUGCUCCAGGCCUGGGCAUUGCGCCUCGAGAUGGGGAGCCCGUGGUGACACAGCUGCAUCCGGGCCCCAUUGUCGUCCAGGAUGGGCACUUCUCACGGCCGCUGGGCAGCACGGACCUGCUGCGAGCACCCGCCCACUUCCCCGUGCCCAGCAGCCGUGUGGUGCUGCGCGAGCUCUCCCUGGUCUGGCACCUCUAUGGAGGCCAGGACUUCGGCCCCCAUCCCGGCCACAGGGCAAGAGCUGGCUUGGCGGGCCACAGGAGCUCCCCAUCCCGCUGUUCUGGCCACAACCGGCCCCAGAACACGUGGCGCACGCAGGGCGGCAGUGGGCGGCAGCAUCACGUGCUCAUGGAGAUACAGCUCAGCAAGGUCAGCUUCCAGCAUGAGGUGUACCCUGAGGAGCCGGCUACAGCCCCCUCGGGGCCUGCGAUGCCUGGCCAGGAGCUGGAGGAGCGGCCGUUGUCACGCCAAGUCUUCAUCGUCCAGGAGCUUGAGGUGCGCGACCGGCUGGCCUCCUCCAAGAUCAACAAAUUCCUGUACCUUCACACCAGCGAGCGCAUGCCACGGCGCGCGCACUCCAACAUGCUGACCAUCAAAGCACUGCACGUCGCCCCCACCAGCAGUGUGGGUGGGCCCGAAUGCUGCCUGCGUGUCUCACUGAUGCCCUUGCGACUCAACGUGGACCAGGAUGCCCUCUUCUUCCUCAAAGACUUCUUUACCAGCCUAGCAGCUGGCAUCACCCCCAUGGUGCCUGGGGAGAGCUCUGCUGAUGCUCGCCCUGAUACCCGAGGCCAGCCCAGCAGCCCCCAGGAAGGACAACCCGCGGGCGUGGGCGUGGAGGUGGAUGGCACGCAGGAGGCCGCGGGCAGUGGCCACGGCUCACCUUCACCUGAGCAACAGCCCAUCUACUUUCGGGAGUUCCGCUUUAUAUCCGAGGUGCCCAUCUGGCUGGAUUACCACGGCAAGCACGUGACCGUGGACCAAGUGGGCACCUUUGCUGGCCUCCUCAUUGGCCUGGCCCAGCUCAACUGCUCCGAGUUGAAGCUAAAACGGCUCUGCUGCCGGCACGGGCUUCUGGGUGUGGACAAGGUGCUGGGUUAUGCCCUCAAUGAGUGGCUGCAGGACAUUCGCAAGAACCAGCUGCCCGGCCUGCUGGGGGGCGUGGGCCCCAUGCACUCGGUUGUUCAGCUCUUCCAAGGCUUCCGGGACCUGCUGUGGCUGCCCAUCGAGCAGUACCGGAAGGAUGGGCGUCUCAUGCGGGGGCUGCAGCGAGGGGCUGCCUCCUUCGGCUCGUCCACGGCCUCUGCCGCCCUGGAGCUUAGCAACCGGCUGGUGCAGGCCAUCCAGGCCACAGCGGAGACCGUGUAUGACAUCCUGUCGCCGGCGGCACCCAUCUCCCGCUCCCUGCAGGACAAGCGGUCAGCCCGCAGGCUGCGUAAGGACCAGCAGCCGGCUGACCUCCGGGAGGGCGUGGCCAAGGCCUACGACACGGUUCGAGAGGGCAUCCUGGACACAGCACAGACGAUCUGUGACGUGGCAUCACGGGGCCACGAGCAGAAGGGGCUGACAGGCGCUGUGGGGGGUGUGAUCCGCCAGCUGCCUCCAACGGUUGUGAAGCCACUCAUCGUGGCUACGGAAGCCACAUCCAGCCUGCUGGGGGGCAUGCGCAACCAGAUUCUACCAGAUGCCCACAAACACCACGCCCUCAAGUGGCGCUCAGAGACCCAAGACUGAGGCGGGGGGUGGCCAGAGCCUGGCGGGGGGUGCUGCUGCUCGCCCUCCCCCCUGCCUGCCCACUGUGCCCUCCCCUCCCCCACCCCGCCGUGGUGCUGCCAGCUCCAGGGCCUCCCUUGAGAGACCACUGGGUGAGGCCUGGACCCUCCGGGGAACAGCCACUGUGAAGGGUCAGGGCCCCGUGGGGUGGCGUCAACCUAUCUGUGCACUUUUCCCCUGGGCCCUGCCCCAGGACCGGACCCCCGGACCAGACCCCAUUCAGCCAAAUGUCUGUCUGCACCGUGGGAGGAGGAAGGGGGACAGACACCUUGUGUUCAGUGUAUUUUUACGCUCCUUGAGUGUGUGGGCCGGUGUCUGCAGGAAGUGGAAUAAACUGUGCCCACCACCA